AUGAAUCUUGAGGUGGGUCUCAAUAACGUGUUUUACCCUGCAACGGUACUCAGUUUCGCUCCGGACACCAAGCAAGUAGAAAAUAAUUGGCGCUCUGUUGAGUUUGUUUCUUGCGAUAAAUGCCGAAUCGUUGGAACUGCCAGAAAUGAUAGUUUGCAAACUGGAGAAGUAAUUGAAGCGCUGCUAGCUCAAGGUAAUGGUAAAUGUAGUGGAUGGCAGAAAGCUCGUGUUCGAGAAGUCAAGGGAGGGUUUGUACUCAUUGAUGUAAUUGAUGGGCCAAGCAAAUCUGAUGCUGUAUCCUUAGAUGAUUGUAGAGGAUCUCGCACCUCGUACGUCAAAGUGGAUUUGACGAAAUGCAAAACAGAUUCCAUACCUGUGCCUGAAGAUCUUGAUGCUUAUUUUUCUAAUCCUGAUGGACCAGAGCAUUUUGCCGCCAAAGUGAAUGAUAUCCAUGUUAAAUACAAUAAGAACAAAAGAACUCUAACUGUAACGACUUUUGUUGAAAAAGCUCUUAGACGAGCCGUUCUUGUCAGUGAUAUGUACUUCAAAGAUGCUCGAGUAAGGUUAACUUUGAAGCAGAAAGCGGAGGAAGCUCAACGCAUGCUUCAAUCUACCACCAUCACUAACGAUGUCAAAUUUAUUGAAGAGUUCCAAGUGCCAGCCGAACUGAUGGGCCUCGCUAUUGGAUCUCAAGGAUCUAACAUCACAACUGCUAGAAAAAUCGAAGGUGUUGUUGACAUUCAACUAAAUGAGCCUCAUAUCGAAACUAUGCCUAGUGUGUUCAAAGUUUAUGCGGAAACAGCAGAAGCUGCUGCAGCUGCUAGAAAUUUGCUCGAGUAUUGUGUUGAUACCAUUCUGGUUGACCGAGAUAUGGUUGGUAAGGUAAUAGGCAAAUCUGGGAAAACUGUGCAGAGCAUUGUUGACAAAUCUGGAGUAGUUAGAGUUCAAAUCUCUGGAGGAGAUGAAACUCCCGGACAGGAAGAAAAAGUUGACCCGGUUCCGUUUACUUUUACUGGUACUAGAGAAGCUAUAGAUAAUGCCAUGUUUUUGGUUGAUUUCCAUAUUCGUCACUUACGAGAUGUGGAGUGUUUGCGAAACGAUGUUGACGAUUUGCAGAGACAAGCAUACAGUCGAAGCUCACCUCCGAAUGGAAGGUUUGAAAAAUCUUAUCCAGCGGAGAGGGGGUCGUCUUCAUCCACAUCUUUCCCUCCCCGAAGACGCGGUGGACGUGGCGCCGGCAGAUACCCUGACGGAGAUCGAAGAGUUUCUGAUCGUGGCGAUAAUGAAGUUGAACCUAUCCCUCCCAGAGAAUCCACUAGAGGUAGAGGACGUGGUCGUGGAUCAGCGAGAGGAAUGACACGACGUGGUGGAUAUGGUUAUUCCAAUGGAAACUGA
Molecule: messenger RNA, 1395 nt
Organism: Auanema sp. JU1783
Lineage: Eukaryota; Metazoa; Nematoda; Chromadorea; Rhabditida; Rhabditidae
Source: the annotation of a GenBank genome assembly